This is a messenger RNA of Odobenus rosmarus divergens (Pacific walrus), 885 nucleotides long. It is a transcript of the gene OAF, whose product is annotated as OAF homolog (Drosophila). The record is from RefSeq and is a predicted model, not a curated record. NCBI's taxonomy places the organism in Eukaryota, Metazoa, Chordata, Mammalia, Carnivora, Odobenidae. The transcript is spliced from 4 exons.
AUGCGCCCACCCGGCCGCCGCGGGGUCCCCACGGCGCCCCCCGCGCUGCUGCUGCUGCUGCCACUGCUGCUGCCGCUGCUCGUGCCGCUGCUGGGGGCGCUGCGCGGCGUGGGCGCGGGGCCGGGCGCGCCGGCCGAGCUGCGGGUCCGCGUGCGGCUGCCUGACGGCCAGGUCACCGAGGAGAGCCUGCAGGCGGACAGCGACGCCGACAGCAUCAGCCUCGAGCUGCGCAAGCCCGACGGCACCCUCGUCUCCUUCAUCGCCGACUUCAAGAAGGAUGUGAAGAUCUUCCGAGCCCUGAUCCUGGGGGAACUGGAGAAGGGGCAGAGUCAGUUCCAGGCACUCUGCUUUGUCACCCGGCUGCACCACAAUGAGAUCAUCCCCAGUGAGGCCAUGGCCAAGCUUCGACAGAAGAAUCCACAGGCGGUGAGGCAGGCGGAGGAGGUGCGGGGCCUGGAGCACUUGCACAUGGACGUCGCCGUCAACUUCAGCCAGGGGGGCCUGCUGAGUCCCCAUCUCCACAAUGUGUGUGCCGAGGCCACUGAUAGCAUCUACACCCGCCAGGAGGACGUCCGGUUCUGGCUGGAGCAAGGUGUGGACAGCUCCGUGUUUGAGGCUCUGCCCGAGGCCUCGGAGCCGAUGCACUGCGGGCAGGUGGCGGACGGCGGGAAGCCGUGUGUCUGUCGCUACGGCCUGAGCCUGGCCUGGUACCCCUGCCUGCUCAAAUACUGCCACAGCCGCGACCGGCCGGCCCCCUACAAGUGCGGCAUCCGCAGCUGCCAGAAGAGCUACACUUUCGACUUCUAUGUGCCCCAGAAGCAGCUGUGUCUCUGGGACGAGGAGCCCUAGCCGGGGCCGGGGCGCAGGCGGUGGUCCUUGACGUAG